Molecule: messenger RNA, 2775 nt
Organism: Vitis riparia (riverbank grape)
Lineage: Eukaryota; Viridiplantae; Streptophyta; Magnoliopsida; Vitales; Vitaceae
Product: probable transcriptional regulator SLK2
Exons: 9
Coding region: 141-2363 (740 amino acids)
Biological process (GO): negative regulation of transcription by RNA polymerase II; positive regulation of transcription by RNA polymerase II
Cellular component (GO): nucleus; transcription regulator complex
Source: RefSeq, a predicted model, not a curated record
CGAUCAGUGAAUAAAUGAAUUGUUUCUGGAAUUCAAUGUGAGCGCACAGAGAUUGAUUUGAUUGGUAGUUUCAGUUUUUCGGGUGACGAUGCUUCUGCAACGAGCUUGAAAGUUUCAGUCUUUUUCUCUUCUUCCUCGAUAUGGAGACGAAUCCUCACCACUUCCAACAGAACCCCGACAAUCCCCCACCUUCUCCGUUACCACCUCGUCCCUCCCCUGAAUCAAACAAUAAUGUAGCCCCGACGCAGCCGGCCCAGCAGCAGAACCUGAAAAGACCCUCAGAAUCAAACCGGGUUUCCGUCACUACUGGCAUUCCGCCCUUACCCAACUCCUCCAAUAAUUCAGGAAGAAAGCGAAGAACCAAGAAAUCUAAAUCCGCGCAACAAGAUAUUUUACUCCAGCCGCAAUACGCGCCGCAAAUUCCGCAAAAUCGGUUGCUGCUGCAGCAGCAGCAGGAUCAGUUGCGACAGAUGCAGCAAAAUCAGUUGCUGCUGCUGCAGCAGCAGGAACAGUUGCGACAAAUGCAGCAAAAUCAGUUGCUGUUACAGCGGCAGGAACAGUUGCGACAGAUGCAGCAAAAUCAGUUGCUGCUGCAGCAGCGGCGGUUGUCGCCACAGCCCAUGCAGCAAAGGCAGUGGCCCCAGCCACAGCCCCAACAGCAACGCAGCCCACAGAUGAUGCAGCAGUAUAUGAGGCAAAGUAACAUGCAGCGAAAUCAGGGACAUUCGUACUCAGAUUUUCUGAUGGAGGUCAUGCACUAUCAAUGGGCAAAGCCACAGAACAAUAGCAUUGGAUUUUGGAGGCAAUAUGUAGCAAAAUACUAUGACUCGAAAGCUAAGGAGAGGUUGUGCCUAUCAAAGUGCAACGAUAAUGGAAUAUGUUUCUGGGAUGAUACAAAGCGGUGUGGUCUUUGUGGUUGGAAACCAGAAAGAGUCUUUGAGGUGAGUUUUGAAGAGCUCCCGGAGAGACUUAGAGUCAAAUUUGAGAUAAUGGAGGGUGAACGACUGGAUAUGGGCGUGGCAGAGGAACAUAAAACAGUGCCUGGUUUAACAAUUUUGCUGUGUCCAAAAGCAACUCAACGAAGCAUAUAUGGACGAGAAAGUGUUGUUCAUGAGGGACUACUUCGAAUUGGAAUUACUGAUCAAUGGAAGAUAUUGUCUUGGGAGUUUUGUGUCAGCCAAAGAGAAGCUUUUGUGUCAUUCCCACCACUCUCCUUUCGGGUGAACAACUGGCUUGGGAUAGGAGAAAUGCUUCGGAGGCCUGAAGCUAGAAAUGUACGAGCUGAGAGCCCAGAAGAAGGUUUACAAAGAAACAACCACAUGGUACAGGACACGAAUAUCGGGUUCUUGACGUUCCAAACGGGUAAUAACUUGGACUUUUCGCAAAAUUGCCCAUGCCCCAAGGUAGAGAAGGCUUGUGAUAGCAUGGAAGGCUUUAUGGAUUUCAGCAUGCAGAGAAAACUCGAUCCAAUUGGCUUGCAGAAUUCCAGUCGACCAUGCCCUGGAGCUGGACUUCGGAGGCAAGAGAUGCUGAUGGCAAAGCACCAAGCUAAUGCUCAAGGGCAGCAGAUCAACCAUGUCACCAUGAAUAGUACGAGGGCAAUACAUCCCAGUCCAAGCAGCUAUAGUAGUAACCACUACAGGGUCAUUGGUGGGCAGAAGGCAAAUCGGAUUCCGGGGAAAGCUGUCUCCGUUGAUGUCGACAACAUUCAAACUGCAGCCUUGCCAUUUGAUUCUAGGGAAACACGUCUGACAAGGAAUCCUGCAGCCAACCUCCGGACACCUAGCCCUGAAGAACAGCUGAUCAGCCACAGUACCAUGAAUAACCCGCAGGCAACACAUAUCGGUCAAAGCAGCCACAUGAUCAUCGGUGGACAGAAUGCAAAUGGGAUUCCAGGGAAUGGGGUCUCCAGUGGUAUGGGGAUUACUCAAACCGCAGCCGCUUUAUCAGUUGAGUCUGGGGAAACAGGCCUGAUUCCUAACCCUACAAUGGAACUCCAUGUACAAGAGAUGCCAGUAAUGGAGCACCCCACUAGUGCUCAACGGCAGCUGACCGACAAGGACACCAUGAAUAGCCCGAUGGUAAUAAAUGACCACAUUUUCAUCAAUCAACAGAAUGGAAAUGAAAUUGAAAUGUUAGAGGGUUGUGUAUUCGAUGGUGUUGACAUAACCGAAGCCACAGCCUUGGCAGAUGAGGACAUAGAAACAUACCUGAUUGACUAUCCUGCAGCAGAAUUCCCCACACAAGAGAUGCAGGUGAUGAACCACCAAGGCAGUGUGCAAGGGCAGGUUACCAACCACGGUCCACGACACCAUGAACCAUAUAUGAAACAAUGUACCCUGAUCAAGCAACAAUAUGAAUAAUGACUACCACAUCAUCAUUGGUAUGUGGAAUGAAGAUCGGACUGUAGAGAAUAACACCACAGCGGAGUUCCCAGAAAAAUCUCGGUUGCUGGAAAUAGCUAGGGUUUCAAGUCAAUAAACCUACCAAGUUCCUCCAACCUACAGGCAUACAAGAGUUUUUAGGUUUUCUUCUUGGGUUUUUCUAGUUGAAAAGUUCACAGUCAUCGUCAAGACCUAGCAAAGCAGCCCAAACAGCUGCUAUUUAUAAUGUUGUAGUGUUGAGAAUUUUUGUCAAUAGUCUGGUGGCCUGAUGGCAUUCAGGAGCUUCCCUACUUGACCUCAAGUGCGAUGUCAUCCGAGGUCAAAUAUGUUGAGGUUCUCUGGACCAAAAACAAAAAUUCAAAUAUUCUUUUUAUAUGAAUAUGAUACAGCU